AUGGCACAGCCAGGAGAUCAGCUCAGCGAGGAAAAACUCUGCUGUUCCAUCUGUCGGAAUCUACUGAAGGAUCCAGUGACUAUUCCCUGUGGACACAGCUACUGUAUGAGCUGUAUUAAACGCCGCUGGGAUGAAGAGGAUCAGAAGAAAGUCUACAGCUGUCCUCAGUGCAGACGGACCUUUGAACCGAGGCCUGCCCUGAUUAUAAGCACCAUGUUGGCAGAUUUAGUGGAGGAACUGAAGAAGGCAGAACGGGAGCGACCCCAGCCUCACUCUGGAGUUGUUCCAUUUAAGAAACAAAAGCUGGGGGAGGCUUCCACACAGCAUCCGAAGAAAACCUGCCCUCAUCAGUUAGAGGUUUUCUGCCGCACUGAUCACUAUUGUAUCUGCUAUAAGUGCGCAUUUGAACAACAUAAAGGCCACGACACUGUUUCAGCUGCGAAAGAAAUGGCCGAAAAGCAGAAAAAGCUCGGGGGGAUUCGGCAAGAUAACAAGGAAAGAAUCGAGAAUGUAGAGAAAUAUGUGAAGCAGCUUCAGAAGGAGGUGGAGGCUACCAGUCGCUCUGCUGAUAAAGCUUUGGAGAAUUGCGAGAUGAUGUCCACUGAGAUCGACCGUCUCACGAAGAAAAACGCUGAUGUAAAGCAGCAGAUCAAAACAGAUCAGGAAAGAGAAGUGAAUCGGGCCAAAGAGCUACAGAAGAAACUGCAGCAGGAGCUUGCUGCGCUGAGGAGGAGGGAGGACAAUCUGGAGAAACUCUCUCACACACGGGACAACGUUCAGUUUCUGCGUGUUUACUUCUCGCUUCCAGAUAUCAGUACAUCUGCCAUCAUACCCGACAUCAACAUCCGCCCUCUGCAACACUUUGAUGAUGUGACAACAACCGUGUCCGAUGCCAUAGCUAAACUAAAGGACAGUUAUGGUAAGGAAUUGAACAAGAUCUCAGGGGCAGUGAGUAAAGUAUAUGUUUUACUGCCACAAGACCCCAGGUUCCAAAUGGAUCCAAACACAGCCAGCACGACGAUGGUACUAUCUGAAGAGAACAGAAAAGCAACCUCAGUCCAAGAUGAUCGGUCAUAUCCUUGUCACCCAGACAGAUUCAUGGACAGGCCUCAGGUUCUGAGUAGCAGACCUCUGCCGUCUGGACCUCGUUACUGGGAGGUGCUGUGGGGUGGCUUAGGAGUUACAGUAGCUGUCGCAUACAAGGGCAUUGCUAGAACAGGAGAGGAAAGUAUCUUUGGAAACAAUGACAAGUCUUGGGCAUUAGAGAGUGUGGCCAAAGGUGCUUAUUCUUUUAAUUUCAAACAUAACGGUAAGAAAAUUUCCCUUUCUGGCCCUCAAUUCUCCAGAUUAGGAGUUUACGUGGAUUACAAGGCAGGUAUUCUGUCCUUCUACAGCGUCUCCGAAACUGAAACUAUCACUCUCCUCCACAAAGAGAAGACCACAUUCACUCAGCCUCUCUAUGCCGGACUGGGAGUUUUUUAUAAGGGGUCUACAGCAGAGUUUUGUGCCGUCAAGUAG
Molecule: messenger RNA, 1518 nt
Organism: Perca flavescens (yellow perch)
Lineage: Eukaryota; Metazoa; Chordata; Actinopteri; Perciformes; Percidae
Product: tripartite motif-containing protein 16-like protein
Exons: 1
Coding region: 1-1518 (505 amino acids)
Molecular function (GO): protein binding
Source: RefSeq, a predicted model, not a curated record